Messenger RNA from Anisakis simplex (herring worm), 555 nucleotides. NCBI's taxonomy places the organism in Eukaryota, Metazoa, Nematoda, Chromadorea, Rhabditida, Anisakidae. The record is from the annotation of a GenBank genome assembly.
AUGGCAAUCGGAUAUGCUCUGAGGAAACCAUCAUCCGUAAUUGAAGAUUCAUCUUCAUUGCUAGCGAUGGAGCCUGCUCCGUCUUCUUCUUGUGCUGGUGGUAUGGUUGGAUUUCAAGAGGCAUCUGGAAAUGAGGAGUCGGCCAGAUUGGUAUAUAGUCAAGCAACUAGAAACGAGACAGCGUUACAGGAACGUCUGUUUGGAUUGUAUUUAGUGUAUACGUUGUAUGUGACACAGCCACACCGGUACGUUGUUCAGAUCAACAUUACAAUAGAGGAAUUGGAAGAAAUUCAGAGAUUUCUUCAGCAUGAACUCAUUCCCGAGCGACAUUACGAUGCAAUCGCUAUUCUACAAUAUCUGACAGCGAGGCAUAUAUUCAGGAUUGUGGCGUUCUCAAAAGAUUUUGAUGUGUUAUUGCAUCAUCGUUAUGACAGAUAUAUAUUUGAUGAGGGUGAUGAGAAGAAAUCAAGAGAAGAGCAACCCUCAGAACAGCUCAAUUCACUGCAAGCAAUUCGGAGUGAGCAACUCACCGCCCAAGUUGAGACUAUUCAUAAA